GUUGUGCUUAACACUAUGUCAAGGAUAUUAAGGCUUGGCUUCGCAACUGUGGCCUGGUUGCUUGUGAUCCUGUUCACUGGCCAACUGGCUGCAGCUCUCAAUCAAACUGAGCCUCAAGCCGCGAAUAGCUCGGAUCCAAUCAAGGCCUUGGCCUCUACAGCGCAGCUGGGAGACUUUGCAGCACAUCGAUUCACCAGCCGCAACAACAUUACCAUCUUGCAUGAGGUGGUUGACGAGGAGGAAGAGCCUCCUUUAACGCUUAACACUCACGAGGUGCUGCCACAGAAGCCGCUGAAGAAGAAGCCUUAUCUGCCGCUGGACAAACUGCUGCCCACCAUUGAGUAUGUGAAGCCUCACACGCUUAAGGACUACGAACUGCAUCCGGUUACAUUUGAUUUUAACUUGGGCGACCUGGAGGAUCUGGAGCAUGAGGUGAUCAAAAAGGGUGACCUCAGCAGCGAGGAGCAGCAUGUUCUCAGCAAUGGGAAUGUACCCGAGCUGAGCUACAAGCCCACAAAUCCCGAUGACAACGACACUGUUGAUGUGGACAUUUCAGCGCUGCCCGACUCUGACUUUCAGCCAACCACAACAGCUGCCACAGCCACAACAACCACAGCAGCAACAACAACAACAGCGACAACAACCACAACCAGCAGCACCACCACAACAACAACCACAACCAGCAGCACACACAUACUGAAAAUUUUGAAGAACAAGCCCUCCACCAAGAAGGGACGAGAGCUGCUUAAGCAGAGCGACGACGAACUGCAGCUGAAGACUCUGGGCAGCACCAUCAAUAGCAUCAGCCACUACCUGAGCAGCAAUGGCACGGGGAAUUCGAACAGCAGCACCAUUGCUGAGAGUCUGUAUGGGUCAGCCAACUACUUUCAGAUCGUGACCAAUCUGUACGAUCACUUCUACUGGCAAAUCUCCGAGAUACGAACCAGCGUUCGCACCGGCUGCGGCCUCGAGAUGCAGGCCUACCUAACCGGACUGCACUCCAGCUACGAGUGGGCACAGAAAGCAUACGAUGCCUCGGGACGCUAUCGCGGCCAGCUGCUGUUUGGCAAUGACAAGUGGCUGGGACAGCUCACAUUCUGUCUGGAGCUAAACAGGCAGAUCUCUGGGAGCGGGGAACGAAAGCACUUUGAGCUGGAGUUCUAUGUGGCAGAUAUUUCGCUGCAAAUGCCACGCCUCAAUCGGACACAGUUGCUCAGCCUGGGCGAGUGCCUCCCCAAGUCCUGCUCGGCACACGAUGUACAGUCGAUACUCUCGCUGGAUCCCUAUGCGCGGAUGCUGACCAUGCUAGGAGCGCACAAUGCCAGCGUUCAGCAGCCGGCACUGCAGGUGCUGCGCGUGCGCACCGUACCUGGACUUUACAGCCAUUGGCGACAGCUCAAGUUCCAGGUGUUCAUAAGCUUUCUGCUUACCCUACUGCUGGUAAUGAUCGUGGCCACCUACUACCAGAUACGCAUCGAUGAGCGUCGCCUGAUUGCGGCGCCGAUACCGGCGAUCAGCGCCAAAUGUGAGGCCGCCAACAAGGGCGGCGACUACGAAACUGCCUACUACGGCAAGCCCUUCGAGCUCUUCCAGAUGCGCCCGCUAAGCAGCAACGGGAUUGUGGCCACAGAAACGACGCUGGACGCGCACAUCGAUAUGAAUAGCAAUCGGCAACGCCCUCUGGAUGCAGCUGCCAAUUCAGCGGAGACCAUGCACGGCGAAGGCACAGCCUCCACGUCAGUGGGCGUGGCCGGCAAGCAGGCGGAAAAGCAUGAGAUGACAGACUACCAGGUGGAAACGGGCAGCUGUGCAGGCGUGGCGGGCACCUACGAAGCCGAACAGCCCAUUGCUCUGCAUCAGCAGCUGUUGCUGUGCUUUGCACUGCAAACGAAUGCCAAGGCCAUACUGAACAUAAACAAGACCAAGGAGACACACACGUCCUGUUUGCAUGGUCUGCGCGUCUUCUCGGUACUCUGGACGAUGAUGGUGCACACGUAUUUGCAAAUGUUUGCGAUAGGCGAGAAUAAGUUCGAGCGCGUUAUCACGGAACGUUCGUUUUGGUAUCAGAUCAUUGGCAAUGCAACCUUCUCCGUGGACUCGUUCUUCUUUAUCAGCGGCCUCUUGGUCACCUUGCUCUAUGUGAAGCAGGAGCGCAAGCCUUUGGCUCCGUCAAGCAGCUUCUUCAAGCGCAGCUUCGUGGAUACUAUGAUGAUGUUCUUGUAUCGCUAUCUGCGCCUUACGCCCGUCUACCUCUUCGUGGUGUUGUUUAAUGACUUUGCCGUCCGUCAGGGUCUUGACUCGUCCGUCUUCCAACCGGCUAAGAUCGAGCACAACACCUGCCGCGUCUUUUGGUGGCGCAAUAUAUUGUACAUCAACAACUUCUUUCCACAGCACGAGAUGUGCAUGAUGUGGAGCUGGUACAUGGCCAAUGAUAUGCAGUUCUAUCUCAUGGCCUGCCUAUUGCUGGCGCUUUCCAGAAAAUACUUCAAGGCUGUGGCAGUGACGCUGGUUGUCUUUCUGGUCAGCUCGUGGAGCAUUGCGGGCAUUAUUUCAUUGCAGCAUCAAUAUACCCACAAGGUGGCGCUGCCCUUUGAGUCCUUUGACUUUCUCUACGACAAGCCUUGGCAGCGUGUGGGAGCCUUUAUAGUGGGCAUGUUCACCGGCUAUGUGCUGUAUAAGGUAAAGACGCCACCGCAAAUCUCUCGGCGCCUUAAUCUUAUUCUCUGGGCCUGCAGUCUGGGCGUUCUAUUUCUGGUCAUCUUUGGCGUUUGGCCAGGUGAAUUGAGCGCAGUAAAUACCGCCUUCUAUGUGGGCGUUGGACACACUGCCUUUGCGUGUGGCCUCAUCUGGAUAGUGCUCUCCUGUUGCUGGGGACUUUCGCCCACCGUCAAUGCGAUACUCUCCUAUCGCGUGCUCUGGCCGCUGUCGCGUCUCACCUACUGCGCCUACCUGAUCCAUCCGAUUAUCAUGUUCAUCUGCUCAUCUCAUAUGAGCGGCACCGUUCAUCUCAACAAUCCCAUGAUAUUGACCACGUUUCUGGGCAAUGCCGUUGUCUCUUUCGGAUCGUCCUUUGUUAUGUCCGCAUUAUUCGAGGCGCCAGUCAUACGCAUACUCAAGAUCUGCUUCAAGAAGUGAACCCUAGCGCAC
This is a messenger RNA of Drosophila hydei, 3147 nucleotides long. RefSeq lists its product as uncharacterized. The record is from RefSeq and is a predicted model, not a curated record. NCBI's taxonomy places the organism in Eukaryota, Metazoa, Arthropoda, Insecta, Diptera, Drosophilidae. The transcript is spliced from 9 exons. Gene Ontology annotation, molecular function: acyltransferase activity, transferring groups other than amino-acyl groups. Bases 16 to 3135 code for a protein of 1039 amino acids.